Vigna unguiculata (cowpea) is the source of this 763-nucleotide messenger RNA. Its product is annotated as DNAJ heat shock N-terminal domain-containing protein. Gene Ontology annotation, molecular function: metal ion binding. Gene Ontology annotation, cellular component: cytosol. The record is from RefSeq and is a predicted model, not a curated record. Gene Ontology annotation, biological process: protein histidyl modification to diphthamide. NCBI's taxonomy places the organism in Eukaryota, Viridiplantae, Streptophyta, Magnoliopsida, Fabales, Fabaceae.
UUCAACCUAACUAAACAAAGGAAGAGAAGGUGUUGGAGAAGAGGGGAACGUAGCUGAAACUGCAGAAGGAAAAGCAGCGGAAAAAGGUCAUAAAUCACAGAUCGAUCAUCUCUGGUUCCAAUUCCGAUUCCGGACAACAUUUCUCUGUGGGUGGUUUGAGCUGAAGCAACAUCAAAAAAUGAUUCUAGACAAGAAUGCGAUUCAGGAAACCCAUUAUAAGGUUCUUAACGUCAAAGAAGAUGCAAAUUAUGAAGAAAUUCGUACCAGUUAUCGCAGUGCUGUACUCAGCUUACAUCCUGAUAAGCUAUUGAAGUCGUCAGAGAGAUCCAGCAGCAAUGAAAUAGAUGGAGAGAGAUUUCUGAAAGUGCAGAAGGCAUGGGAAAUUCUGAGUGAUUCAAGCUCUCGCUCGUGUUAUGAUAAGGAGCUGCGAAGCACAAGACAGGAUUUCUUGGCUGCUGAAGUUGCCGAGGAUUUAAGGUUAGACGAUAUGAUGGUUGAAGAUGGUGGAGAAGCAUUGGAACUGUUCUAUCAAUGCCGAUGUGGUGAUUACUUUUCUGUAGAUUCGUUGGAAUUGGAGAAAAUGGGAUAUUCUUUAUUGAGGGAGGGAAGUGGGAUAUCUAUACUCAGUGUUGAUACUUUACCUGGAUCAGUGAUUCUUCCAUGUGGAUCUUGUUCGUUAAAAGCUCGUCUGUUAAUCUGUAUGGAUGACAUUUGAAAUUAAAUUAUUACCAAUUUUUUGUAUGAAUACUGACUGUUGAGAUCA